Messenger RNA from Aspergillus affinis, 564 nucleotides. Its product is annotated as Hpt domain-containing protein. Gene Ontology annotation, cellular component: cytoplasm; nucleus. Bases 1 to 564 code for a protein of 187 amino acids. The transcript is spliced from 3 exons. The record is from RefSeq and is a predicted model, not a curated record. Gene Ontology annotation, molecular function: histidine phosphotransfer kinase activity; protein histidine kinase binding. Gene Ontology annotation, biological process: phosphorelay signal transduction system; phosphorylation. NCBI's taxonomy places the organism in Eukaryota, Fungi, Ascomycota, Eurotiomycetes, Eurotiales, Aspergillaceae.
AUGGCACCGACCACCACCACCAAGACUGUGGAGGAACCUCCCAAGACCCAGCCCCAGUCUCAGCCUCAGUCCCAGUCCCAGCCCCAGUCCCAGUCGCCGUCUCAAUCUAAGCCUCAGACUCAGCAGCCGCCUAAGGAGGAGGAGACCCCCGCCGACCUUGCUUCAAUGCCAGACCACAUCGACCAGAACACAUUCGACCAGAUCCUCGAGAUGGACGACGACGACGACGACCGGGAUUUCAGUAAGGGCAUUGUUUUGGGCUUCUUCGAUCAGGCGGAAAGCACCUUCGAGAAGAUGGAGAAGGCCUUAGAGGACAAGAAACUGGCAGAGCUGUCGUCACUCGGUCACUUCCUGAAAGGAUCGUCGGCCACUCUGGGCCUGAUCAAGGUCAAGGACGCAUGCGAGAAGAUUCAGCACUUCGGCGCCGGCAAGGACGAGACGGGCUCGACCGACGAACCCGACGAUGAGGUGUCCCUGAAGAAAAUUGACAAGACUCUCACACAGGCCAAGAAGGACUACAAGGAAGUAGAGAAAUCCCUCCGCAAAUUCUUCGGGGAAUCCUAA